AUGCUUCUGUCCCUGAACAUGACUGCUAUGGAUUUAAAUCAAGAAAAAAUUGACUACAAAACCAAGCUCUACAGCUAUGUACGUAAAGUGCAUUACACAGACCAGUUUGGGACGGAAAAGUUCUUCAAUGAGAGAGGAGAGAUCCCCAGCGUCUACAGUCUGACCAACUGGAAAUUAGUAACAAAACUAAGAAAUGUUGAAUUAGAGAAACGUAUUAUUGGGAAGGUGUAUAAAGCUCCUUCUGACAUCUGGCACUUCCAUAUCUUUGAAAGACAAAUCAUUUGGAAAAAUGGCAAACUAUUAUUAUUUCUUUCCCAGGUUCCAAAGGCUCGAUGUAAUGACUAUUGUCUUCCAGGAUCCAGAAAAGCCCCUGGUAGAGGGUAUCUCACUUGCUGCUACCGCUGUGUCCCAUGUUCAGAGGGGGAAGUGUCCAAUGAGAUAGACAGCAAUAACUGCCAGAAGUGUCCUGAUAACAAAUGGCCAGACCAGAAAAGAAUGAAGUGUAUUCCAAAGAAAUAUGACUUCUUGUCGUAUGAAGAUGAUAUAAUGGCUCCAAUCUUUUCCCUUUUUUCUGCAUUAUUUUCAGUGAUAACAAGUUUUUCACUGGGAAUCUUUAUCGCUUUUCGGGACACCCCUAUUGUCAGAGCCAAUAACCGGAACCUCAGCUUCCUCCUCCUGGUGUCCCUCAUGCUGAGCUUCCUCUGUGUGUUUCUGUUCCUCGGUCGCCCUGUGGAUAUAACCUGCAGGCUGCGACAAACUGCUUUUGGGGUCAUCUUCUCAGUCGCUGUGUCUUCUUUGUUGGCCAAGACCAUCAUGGUUUUCAUAGCUUUCAACGCUACCAAACCUGGCAGCUCCUGGAGAAAAUGGAUGAAGGUCAAAGUGUCAAAUUCUGUUGUUCUGGCAUGCUCCUCUAUCCAGAUUUUGAUUAAUGUUGUGUGGUUGUCAAUUUCUCCCCCCUUUCAGGAGCUGGACAUGCAUACAUCACCAGGGAAAAUCAUCGUUCAGUGUAAUGAGGGCUCUGUUAUUUUCUUCUACAGUGUCCUGGGUUAUAUGGGGCUUCUGGCAGCUGUUAGUUUUAUUAUGGCUUUUUUAGCCAGGUCAUUACCGGAUAGUUUUAAUGAGGCCAAACACAUCACCUUCAGCAUGCUGGUGUUCUGCAGCGUUUGGAUUGCGAUGAUCCCGGCCUAUCUGAGCACCAAAGGGAAGAACAUGGUAGCCGUAGAGAUUUUUGCCAUUUUGGCUUCGAGCGCUGGGAUUCUGGGCUGUAUAUUUUUCCCCAAGUGCUAUAUUGUGUUGAUAAAGCCAGAAAUGAACACUAAAACACAUCUAAUACAGAAAAGGAAUAAGCAGCCAGUAAGUCAUAUUUUUCUUGUAAAGGGAAGUAAGCGCUGAUUUGAUGCAAAGUACACUAUUCUGUAGUCUCAUACUGGAAAGUCUUGUGAAAUAAUAGGAUAAGGGGAAUACCCGGGUCAACUGCACACAUCCCUUCCAGUGCUGGUGGUUUGGG
Molecule: messenger RNA, 1507 nt
Organism: Spea bombifrons (plains spadefoot toad)
Lineage: Eukaryota; Metazoa; Chordata; Amphibia; Anura; Pelobatidae
Product: vomeronasal type-2 receptor 26-like
Exons: 4
Coding region: 1-1392 (463 amino acids)
Biological process (GO): G protein-coupled receptor signaling pathway
Cellular component (GO): membrane
Molecular function (GO): G protein-coupled receptor activity
Source: RefSeq, a predicted model, not a curated record